Psammomys obesus (fat sand rat) is the source of this 2942-nucleotide messenger RNA. RefSeq names its product potassium voltage-gated channel subfamily H member 1 (gene Kcnh1). The record is from RefSeq and is a predicted model, not a curated record. Bases 1 to 2934 code for a protein of 977 amino acids. Gene Ontology annotation, biological process: potassium ion transmembrane transport; regulation of membrane potential. Gene Ontology annotation, cellular component: membrane. Gene Ontology annotation, molecular function: delayed rectifier potassium channel activity. The transcript is spliced from 12 exons. Lineage: Eukaryota; Metazoa; Chordata; Mammalia; Rodentia; Muridae.
AUGGUGGGAGGCGUGGCAGCAGGAGCUGAGGCGGAGGCCAUGGAGGGGGCCGCUCACUGGCGAUGUCUCAGAGGCCUCAAAUGCAGGCGUCAGACGCCGGGAAGACACUCUGGCCAGUUUGAAGACACCAACUUCGUGCUGGGCAAUGCUCAGAUAGUGGAUUGGCCCAUCGUGUACAGCAAUGACGGGUUCUGCAAGCUGUCCGGCUACCACCGCGCCGAGGUCAUGCAGAAAAGCAGCGCCUGCAGCUUCAUGUAUGGGGAGCUGACUGACAAGGACACGGUCGAGAAGGUGCGCCAGACCUUGGAGAACUAUGAGAUGAACUCCUUCGAGAUCCUGAUGUACAAGAAGAACAGGACACCCGUGUGGUUUUUUGUGAAGAUCGCUCCGAUCCGGAAUGAGCAGGAUAAAGUGGUUCUGUUCCUCUGCACUUUCAGUGACAUCACCGCGUUCAAGCAGCCGAUCGAGGACGACUCGUGCAAAGGUUGGGGCAAGUUCGCUCGGCUGACCAGAGCUCUGACGAGCAGCAGGGGGGUCCUGCAGCAGCUGGCGCCCAGUGUGCAGAGGGGAGAGAAUGUCCACAAGCACUCACGCCUGGCAGAGGUCCUGCAGCUGGGCUCAGACAUACUUCCACAGUACAAGCAAGAGGCGCCAAAGACACCCCCCCACAUCAUCUUACACUACUGCGUCUUUAAGACCACGUGGGAUUGGAUCAUCUUGAUCUUGACCUUCUACACGGCCAUCCUGGUCCCUUACAACGUGUCUUUUAAGACCAGGCAGAAUAACGUGGCCUGGCUGGUGGUGGACAGCAUCGUGGACGUCAUCUUCUUGGUGGACAUUGUUCUGAAUUUUCACACCACCUUUGUGGGGCCAGCGGGGGAGGUGAUCUCUGACCCCAAACUUAUCCGAAUGAACUACCUGAAGACAUGGUUUGUCAUCGACCUCCUGUCCUGUUUGCCAUACGACGUCAUCAACGCUUUUGAGAACGUGGAUGAGGGCAUCAGCAGCCUGUUCAGUUCCCUGAAGGUCGUGCGGCUGCUGCGUCUCGGGCGCGUGGCCCGCAAGCUGGACCACUACAUCGAGUACGGCGCUGCCGUGCUGGUGCUGCUGGUGUGCGUGUUCGGGCUGGCUGCCCACUGGAUGGCCUGCAUCUGGUACAGCAUUGGCGACUACGAGAUCUUUGAUGAGGACACCAAGACGAUCCGCAACAACAGCUGGCUCUACCAGCUGGCCGUGGACACGGGCACGCCAUACCAGUUUAACGGCUCCGGCUCGGGGAAGUGGGAAGGCGGCCCGAGCAAGAACUCCGUGUACAUCUCCUCGCUCUACUUCACCAUGACCAGCCUCACCAGCGUGGGCUUUGGGAACAUCGCCCCGUCCACAGACAUCGAGAAGAUCUUCGCAGUGGCCAUCAUGAUGAUUGGCUCUCUUCUGUACGCCACCAUCUUUGGGAACGUGACAACCAUUUUCCAGCAGAUGUACGCCAACACCAACAGGUACCACGAGAUGCUCAACAGCGUCCGGGACUUCCUGAAGCUCUACCAGGUGCCCAAAGGGCUGAGCGAGCGCGUCAUGGACUACAUCGUGUCCACCUGGUCCAUGUCCCGAGGCAUCGACACAGAGAAGGUCCUGCAGAUCUGCCCCAAGGACAUGCGAGCUGACAUUUGCGUGCACCUGAAUCGCAAAGUGUUCAAGGAACACCCCGCCUUCCGGCUGGCCAGCGAUGGCUGCCUGCGGGCCUUGGCCAUGGAGUUCCAGACGGUGCACUGCGCCCCGGGGGACCUCAUCUAUCACGCUGGGGAGAGUGUGGACAGCCUCUGCUUCGUGGUCUCGGGCUCCCUGGAGGUGAUCCAGGAUGACGAGGUGGUGGCCAUCCUAGGGAAAGGAGACGUGUUUGGAGACGUUUUCUGGAAGGAAGCAAUGCUGGCACAGUCCUGUGCCAAUGUGAGGGCCCUGACCUACUGCGACCUCCACGUGAUCAAGAGGGACGCCCUGCAGAAAGUGCUGGAGUUCUACACAGCCUUCUCACACUCCUUCUCCCGGAACCUGAUUCUCACCUACAACCUGAGGAAGAGGAUUGUGUUCCGGAAGAUCAGCGAUGUGAAACGGGAAGAGGAGGAGAGGAUGAAACGAAAGAAUGAGGCCCCCCUCAUCCUGCCUCCUGACCACCCUGUCAGGAGACUUUUCCAAAGGUUCCGCCAGCAGAAAGAAGCCAGGCUGGCAGCAGAGCGAGGGGGCCGGGACGCGGACGACCUGGACGUGGAGAAGGGCAACGCCCUCACGGACCAUACCUCAGCCAACCAUAGCCUGGCGAAGGCCAGUGUGGUCACAGUGCGUGAGAGCCCCGCCACACCCGUGUCCUUCCAGGCAGCCUCCUCCUCCACAGUGUCAGACCAUGCCAAGCUGCAUGCACCAGGAUCAGAGUGCCCAGGUCCCAAGGCGGGCAGUGGCGACUGUGCUAAGCGCAAAGGCUGGGCCCGCUUCAAGGAUGCCUGUGGGAAGGGUGAGGACUGGGACCGGGUCUCCAAGGCAGAGUCCAUGGAGACGCUGCCCGAGAGGACAAAGGCGUCAGGCGAGGCCACCCUGAAGAAGACGGACUCCUGUGACAGCGGAAUCACCAAGAGUGACCUACGUCUGGACAACGUGGGUGAGGCCAGGAGCCCUCAGGACCGGAGCCCCAUCCUGGCUGAGGCCAAGCACUCCUUCUACCCCAUCCCCGAGCAGACGCUGCAGGCCACAGUCCUGGAGGUAAAGCAUGAGCUGAAGGAAGACAUCAAGGCCUUGAACGCCAAGAUGGCCACCAUUGAGCAGCAGCUGUCUGAGGUACUCAGGAUACUAAUGUCCAGAGGGCCCUCCCAGUCUCCUCAGGAGGCUCGAGACAUCUCCAGGCCCCAGUCCCCGGAGUCAGACAGAGACAUUUUUGGAGCAAGCUGAGAGGAACA